Molecule: messenger RNA, 1249 nt
Organism: Chelmon rostratus (copperband butterflyfish)
Lineage: Eukaryota; Metazoa; Chordata; Actinopteri; Chaetodontiformes; Chaetodontidae
Gene: mrpl55
Product: mitochondrial ribosomal protein L55
Exons: 3
Coding region: 93-509 (138 amino acids)
Biological process (GO): translation
Cellular component (GO): mitochondrial large ribosomal subunit
Molecular function (GO): structural constituent of ribosome
Source: RefSeq, a predicted model, not a curated record
UUUCCUGUCAGGGUAAACGAGUGCACAACCACCGGGUUGUUGGCAGAUGAUUAACAGUCACGUCUCGAUUUACUGAUUUAUUUAUCGGGAACAUGUUUUUAAUGAAGCUUUGUACUCCACAGAGUUUGUUAUCAUGGACCAGAUCAGGUUGGCUGUCGCUGUCACCACUCCGUGCACAGACUGCAGGGCUCGUUCAGACUUCACUGCUCCACACUCAAAUUCCUCAGCUCAACUCGAACAGGACGUCAGUGGUGCGCUGUGGUCGGCAGAGAUAUGAGAGGCAGUACCCCGUGAUCCUGGUCCGGCCUGAUGGAUCUACAGUCAACAUCAGAUACAAAGAACCCAGACGGAUUCUCAUGAUGCCAGUCAAUCUGUCCACUCUGUCUGAGGAAGAGCGUCGAGCUCGACAGAAAAAGAGAGAAGUGAAGAAGACGAAAAAACAGGCCGCAGUCCAUUAUGAAGAUGACUUCAGAGCUGAUAAAUACAGCCACUUCUGGAAGAAAAAAUAAUGUCUUUAUAUGGGAUUGUAAAGCACGUCUGGGGCAUCAUCCCUUAAAAUCUGACUGUCACUCAUUCUCCAAGUUUCCAUUUGUAUAGAAUAUGUUUGCCUUGGAUUUUUUUCAUGGCAAAAAAGUUAUUCAUCCAAAAGAUUUAAUUGUGGGAUUUGAAAACCUAGACUAAUGACAUUUGUAUGGCAGGAUGACUGACUGAACACCAUGUGUAGCAGGUGUUACUUAGUAGUACUUUGCCUUGAGGGUUACUUUUCUUGAAUUGUAAAUAACGUAUUAAAGCUGGAGACCAUAACAAUGUUAAGGCUGUGUGUCCAUGGGGUGAAUUUUCAUAAAACACACCAACUUGUUUCUUCUCCAAUUUCUGCUGUUGGAAAAUGUUGAUGGGCUUGAUGGUCACAUGCCCUGGUUGAUAUUAAAGAAGACAGUGGCAGCAUACUGUCACUGAAAUGUUGCAUCAAGCAGCAGCAUUUCAGUUCUCUAAUCUUAGGUGACAUGUUAAAUAAAUCCUCCAUUCAAAAACCUUUUUGGAUAAUUCCUUCCUUGGAGCAUUGACUUAACAUUUACAAAAUGUUGUACACUGAAUCUUUAUAACAUACUAAAAGCAUGUUGGUAGCAGAAGUGGGCCAUUGUAAUCGUUGGAACAUAAGGCACUUAGUUACACACUUCAUAAACACCCAGUAACAGAAGUAUAAGCCUGUUCUGGUUCUGAUGCCUUAAAAACAGAAAGCAAUCAUUUG